Messenger RNA from Symbiodinium sp. CCMP2456, 159 nucleotides. The record is from the annotation of a GenBank genome assembly. NCBI's taxonomy places the organism in Eukaryota, Dinophyceae, Suessiales, Symbiodiniaceae.
AUGAUCGCGAAGAUGAAAGCUGAGACCGGCAUGGGCAUGAAGAUGUACAAACGGGAGGACCUCAUGGGGAUGUCCGAGGGCGACAUGGAAACGAUGGCAGCGCGAGAGGCCUUCGCUUCGGAGCGCCAGGCCGCGCGGAUGGCCGAGAUGGACCUCUAG